CGGAACUUCCAUCUCAUCGGAGCUACCGGUACGGUACAUACCAACCCAAAGUACCGCCCGUGUAGAGUUUUUAUUUGUUUCGUACAUACAUGCAUCAUCACCAUGAUCCCCAGAUUCCCGAAGACAGGAAGCAGCCUCCGCCGAGUCGAGUCUGUGCCAAGUCGCCCCUGAUUCGAUUCACCCGCUUGAUGACGCUGGCAACACAGCACGAGUAGAUUUUUUCGAUCGCUCACGAUGGCAGCACCCAGGUACCAAGAAACAGCCACGCCUUUCGUGGCUCGUGGCUGGUGGAACCAUGCCGUAGCGACCGGGUUCAGCCUUGAGUCUCCAGCUCUGCAUCCUACCAACCCAAUCCCACUUGGCAUUGAUUCCUCUUUCCUCUUCUUUGGGCUUGCCUCUGCCUGGGUGAUACAAGUAGCUAGCUACUAUCAGAAGAUACACAGCAGGAUGCAGACCUCGACAAAAAAGGGGGGGGAGCGGGCUUGUCGUGGAUCUUUCGAAAGAUCCUCCCAGUCGUGGAUUCUUAACUUCGAAAGAUCUUCACAGUCGUGAUCCCGUGAUUCAACAGCUAGCUGGGUCGAUGAUGAAUGAAUCGAAUCAGAGCUUCCAUUAUUUUGCUGUGUGCUCACUCCCAAAACCGACCGCAACAAGCAACGAAGCCAAACUAUGACAGUCCCCCACAGCAACCUCCUCAUCCAAAAAACUGCCUCAGGGCAGUGGCGCUUCACGCAUAAGCCCACCGAAGAGGAUCCAGAAGAAAAGAAAUGGCAAUUCGGCAGAUUCCCGCGGUACGGUGGAGGCGGACAUGUUCAUCUCGUGGACCACAAAGGCAACGAACUGGCAGCUGCCAUCCAGUUGUUUGCCUCCAUGCCUGGAUUCGACACACAUGCCUCGCGCAGUACUGCCGGUAUGUGUUGGCAUGGAGCCACUUUUGGCUUUUUCCACAAGCACUUCGCUGUCGUUUACCCUUGGUGGGCAGGUCGUCCCAUGGUCGUAGACUUGAAGCGUCUGCUGGCUGUGACAGACUAUGACUUUCAAGAGAUUCAGGAAGUAUUCAAACAGCACAUUCGCCAAGGCAUACAGAAAAUUAAGGACAUGCUUGGCAGGGGCGAAAGCCCACGCAAAACCAUGGACGCCUGCUCGGAUCCAUACGCAGCGCCAGCUUCGUACUUGCAUCAUGCAGGAAGGCUUCAAAUGAGGGACUUGGAACAAAGCAUGAGAAAGCUCAAGCGAGUGCCAAAAGUGAACAGCGGAGACGGAGAUAUUAAGAUUGCGGCGGCAGUAGCUUUGAAGCGCCUCGGAUUCGACGAGGAACAGCAGUUCCUGGAUGCGGCUGCCGAUGGAGAUGUCGACACCAUUCGCGCCCUACUGCCCAAAGUUGAUGUCAACUGGCAGGUUCAGAAAUGUGUCGACCGAGCCAACUAUUGUGAUAUGAAUGGCGGCGAAACAGCCCUGCAUCUUGCAGCAAAAGGGGGGCACACAGAGGUUGUAAGGCUCCUGCUGGAAGAAAAAGGCAUCAAAAUUGACAUUAGAGACCGGGGUGGUCAAACGCCUCUUUUCCUAGCUGCCAACAAGGAUAUCAUGAUUAAAUUGUUGGAUCACGCCGUUGCAACCGGAGUCCUAUUGGGGGGGCGGCGGGGCUUUUUGCACUCUACCAACUACAAAAGCAGAAAUGUGCUUCACGUCAAUUGCAUUGCCGGCAACAUACCCAUUGUGGAGGAGCUCUUGCAGAGGGGAUUGGAUCCCAAGGAAACCGGCCACGAUGGCGUGACAUGUCUUCAUCUUGCCUGUGGGGCCGGACAUUUGGAGUUGGUGCACAUGCUGCUCAAGGCAAAGGCUCACGUCGACAAAAAGGCAAGAACCAACAAAACGCCGCUCUAUUUUGCUGUUGCCGGUGGUCACGCAGACGUCGUGAAGGCUUUGCUGGAGCACAAGGGUCUGGAUGUCGGCGUAUGUCCCAAAGAGUCUGGGGCGUACAGUGCUCGAACCCUCGAUCCUGCUCUUUGCGUUGCCAGCAAGAGAGGAGACAUCAAAAUGGUGAAGAUGUUGCUGGACUAUCCUGGUCUCGACGCUGCCUCUGUCGAAGCUGCCCUAUCCGCAGCCGUGGAAUUGCGUCACCCGGAUGUUGUGGAGCUUCUCUUUGACAGUGGCAAGGUGGGUUCGCCCGCUUUGGAAACGGCUCUCGUCGUGGCAACCAAGGAGUCCAACAAGGAUAUGGCUUCCUUGCUCCUCACGCACACUUUGGCUGAUACUCGUUGCAUCGGUCCGGCUCUUGUAACUGCAUCCGAGAAAGGCAACGUGGAAAUGGUAUCAUUUCUCUUGCAACAGACACGCAUGGAUCCGGUUUUUUGCGUCCCACGGGCACUUGACGUUGCUUGCUGCAACAACGAUCCGAAGGUGGCGAAGCUUUUGCUUGACACCAUCGAAGUCAAAAUUUGGGAAGGGAGCGGCAGGGCGCUCUACCACGCGUUGAGGAACGACCACCGCGAGCUCUUCGGAUUGUUACUAGAGAAUGGCGCCGAUGUCGGCUACAAAAGCGGGAUGGCUGGACGGUUUUGCACACUGCCAUCGAUCAAGGCAACAUCGGCGUGAUACGGCUCCUGUUGGAUCAUGGUUCGGACCCCAACAUACGAGACAAUUUUGGCUGGUCUGCUCUCCAUUGGGCAAGCGAGAAAGGUGACGCUGGCAUUGUCACGUUACUCCUCGAGUUUGGCGCGAAUGGUGACCUCAAGACCGGCAAGGGCGACACACCGCUGGAUGUUGCUCGUUCCAGGAAGCAACUGGACGUGGUCAGGCUUUUGGUGCUCCGUCUCUCGAGGGAGAUCAAUCCGUGAGGAUCUUUCUAGGAUGUUGUGUGCUUACGGGUUGUCUCCAUGGCGGGAAGGCAGCCGGGGGGUCCCCUUUGCUUCUUCUGUAACGUAGCGUAACAACCCACCGUACCGCCCCCUUCCCGUCUCUGAACUCGUGAUCUGCUAGAUCUAUACUCUUCUGCUUGGUUUGUAGGAGUGGUUAUGCAUAGAGCAAACUUUUAAAAAACUAAGACUACGCCGCAGCACAGCAUUGAACGAGUGUGCAAUUGGCGUUGAUCUGAAGUCCUGUUUCUGGCGCUGACAGAGUGCUGCAGCCACUGUUCCUGUCAUGUAGUUCCUCGGAUAUCCAAAUUCAUACUAGUACUCCAAUGACCCGAGACCCGCCAUUAUUUCUGCUGGAAGGGAGCCAUGAAUGCGAAUGUUUCCUGACAAAUCCAAGUGCCUCAGAUCGGACAACAUGCCAAACUCCGAAGGGAUAGUUCCAAAGUACGAGUUGUUGUCUGCCAAACCAAGAUACUACUGGAGCUUGAGCGCUGAGCUGCAAGUGACUGCAUACCGGUACCGAUACAUUAGGCAAUACUGUACCGGCAAUUCCGACAGGAAUUACUAGCUA
Seminavis robusta is the source of this 3423-nucleotide messenger RNA. NCBI's taxonomy places the organism in Eukaryota, Bacillariophyta, Bacillariophyceae, Naviculales, Naviculaceae. The record is from the annotation of a GenBank genome assembly.